Triplophysa rosa is the source of this 1850-nucleotide messenger RNA. RefSeq names its product cilia and flagella associated protein 100 (gene cfap100). The transcript has 11 exons. The record is from RefSeq and is a predicted model, not a curated record. Lineage: Eukaryota; Metazoa; Chordata; Actinopteri; Cypriniformes; Nemacheilidae.
AGUAAUUAGUAAUAAGUAAUUAAAUACUUUUUGAAGAGAGUAAUUUGUACAGUAAUCUAAUUACAUUAUCGAAUGUGUAAUUAGUAAGUAGUAAUUAAUUACUUUUCAGAGUAACUUACCCAACACUGCCGAGCAUCAUGAUUCUGUGCCCUCUGUCACGGCAGGAACACCAGAGAAAGAUAGCUUUACCCGUCCAUGAGAAAGUGACGCGUACACACCGAAUGACACAAAGCAGACUGACAAAGGAGGUGAAAGACACAGCAGUCUCACGAACUCCUCAACAAGAAAACCCGUCACGGAGGAUCUAUAUGCUUAAAGACCUUCAUAUUGAUAAAGGAAGCAUGAAGGAAUACAUCACGAAGAAACGUGAGCUGUUCUUAAUGGAAUAUUCUCUGGCUGUUAAGAGAGGAGAGAUUCAGCUGCUGGAGCAAAAGGCUAUAGAGGAAGAAAGAAAAUUGAUAAGAGCUGAGAAGUUUCUGGAAGAGAACACCAUCUUGUUUGAAGACUUUCUCAAAGAAAAUGAUAAGAACUCAGUGGAGGCUAUCAACAUUGCUGAGCAGGAGAUGAAAGUGAAGCUGUAGAAAAUAACAGAAAUCAAGAAGUUCACCUCCAAAAUAGUGGCGGUCAAGAGUGAUAUCGCGAAGUAUGAGGACAUGUUGAAUGAGUAUAAAAAGUAUGAAGAGUUUCUACUGAUGCUCUCACAGCCAGAGAGAUCCAAGAGUACGAGCUCUGGUGACGCGCAAGCUAUGAGUGAUGGGAAACAUACAGAAAAAAUCAAAAAGACUUCAGUGCCUUCAGACAGAAGAUCUGGAGGAAGCCGAGUGAUUCGUGAGCUUUCAUCCUCUCGGGAGACUUCAUCUAGAAACAAGUCCAGCCGUCAGAGCAAUAAAACACCUGCACUUGAGACUGACAGCUCAGAUGGUGAGAAGGAGCCAGAGCUGUUCUUCACGGAUCCUCAGGAGCUGCUGAACGUGAUGGCGGAGCUGGAAGAGCAGACCCUGUCUCUCAUUCAGAACACCAGAGACACAGAAGAGUCUCUGGAGGACUUCAAGCAGACCGCUGAGCUCACCCGAAAAAAGAUAGAGUCUGAAUCCAAACAGCUAAAAGAGCAGACUGAUGUCAUGAUGGACACCAUUCAGCGGGAAACAGAGAGAACAUCACAGCUGGAACAGAGAUGCCAACUUUUCGGCUUUGGCAAGAACAAACCAGAGGACCAGGACAACACUCUUGAGCUUUUGAGUGGUAAAGUUGAGGAGGUGUUUCGCUGCUGCGUGGGGGAAACCGCAGCCAACCUGAGCAUUCUGCAGAUGCUGACCACCAUCGAGGGAAAACUGGUGGAGCUUCUGGAAAACGCAGAAAUGAUUCCGCGAGAACGCAUGAGUAUAGCUGAACGCGCCCAAGAGAAAGAGAGGAGAAUCAGAUUGCGUGAUGACAAGAUACGCUUGCAGAUGAUGCACCAGGAGGAAAGGCAGAGAAAAGCCAUGGAAAGAUCUAAUAAACGAUAAAACCAACAGCAAGAAAAUAAAAUAGAGUCUGAGACAUGCUAGAUGUUUCCUGAUCACGUGACUGCUUGCUUUAGAUUCCUUGGACCAAGUGUGAUGAUGGUCAGACUUUUUAUUUAGGCUGAAUCUUUGUCAUUUUAUAUUACACUGACAUCCAAAAUUAUUUUGUAUGUUAGUCUGUACUUGCCAUUUUUGUUGCUUUCAGGCAGGUGUAACCUUUUUUCUAACAGUUUGUGUUUGGUUGAUAUUGUCAGCACAACAAAGCUUCACAGUCAGUUUAUUACACAACACUGUGAAAAUCACACACGCAUGCAAAACCAGGAAAAGGAAUUAAAAGGAAUCCUAAAA